GCUUCUGAUUAACUGGAAGUUCCGUGGCCUAAGGAAUAAUUACAUCUCCCCAACUUACUCUUCCAAGACAUUUAGCAAGGAACAAGGCGGGGUAUAGGUAUAUCCUAUGAUGGAAGUGUUUGCCUGUGAGAGAAGAAAACUGUGCUAUUACAAACAAAUACUGAAGCAUUAUGUGGCAAUCCUCCAUAAACAGCAUUCUGAAGGCCAUUAAUAAUACAGCUGUGUUGUAUGCUGUAAGUCUGCUGUGAAGAUAUAGCAGUGUUUUGCUUUUCUUUCAAUGCUAUGAUGUAAUUAAUGGUAUUUGAGGGAAAGCAGGGUAGUAUCUGAAGCCUGUGUUUCAAGAUGCUCUCUGAAGAGAGACAGCAGUGUCUGCAUUUGGUCUUUGGCAGAGCUUUCAGUCCACCAGAAAGGAAGUGGCGAUAAAGAUAAAGUGCCCUAGAUGCCAGUUAUGAAAGUACAAAGAAAUUUGAUGCACGCAACUCUCUCUUACAAAAACGUGAAGAAAAGCUGUUCGGUGUUUUUAUUUACCACAUGAGAAAGAAAUGACUGAUAGCAGAAAACCCUGGGAGAGAGGCAUAUGUAUCCCUGCUUCUGUGGAGUUUCUUAACAUAAAUUAUGACAUCAUACAGAAAAGCUACAAAAACAACACUAUACAUAACCACUUAUAUAAAGCACGUGACUCCUUUGCAAAUAAAGACAAAUGUUUAGAAACUGGAAUUCCUUCUUCACUGGAAAGAACUGUGUAUGCUGAAAUUCAGUUACAAAUGGAUGGAUCUCAAGUUGAGUUGAAGCCACUAAGAAGCCAGUCCUCUGUAAAUAAAAAUAAAAAUGCAACUGAGAGUGCUGAUUUCAAUUAUGUUAAAGAGAGAAAGAACAUCUCAAAAAGUUUGUGUACCUUGCACAACAGCUUCAUUUGGAAUGAAUGCUUACAGCCAGUACAGACUUAUAAUGAUUGCACCAAUAAUUCUUCAGCUUGCACUUGUAAAACAAUGGAACUACCAGCUACCUGUGGGAAUAAAACUGGACAACAGUUGUGUGAUUCCUAUGGCACUACAGUGGAUAACUAUUUGUAUUUGGAAAGAACAACCCCAAAACUCAACAUGGCAUGCUCAGGUCACAAUUCUUCUAGUGGUAAUAUUACUGGAAAACUGGCUUCAAAGCCCAGUUUGAGCCAUUAUCAAAACUGCAACGAAGGCCACGGAGAAGAAAUGGAUGAAGAUUUUUCUCGUACUAAGAAAGAGCGCUCCACUUUAUUAGUCAGAAGAUUUUGCAAAAAUGAUAAGGAGGUUAAGAAAUCGGUCUAUACUGGAACAAGAGCUAUUGUUAAAACUUUACCAUCGGGGCACAUAGGAGCUGUCGCUUGGAGUUGUCUUGACCGGAAGAGAACCCACGAUGAAUUAAGGCACUCUAGGAUUAUAUCAGAAGAAUUAAUUGACUUUCAGAUUUCAGUGAGCCAAGCAUUAAGUUCUUGCCUUCUGCAGUCCAUAUGGCAUGGGAUCUUCAGGUCAGUAAAAGGAACAGAAGAUUCUUCGGAAUAUUUUUGCAACCCUGUGAGGGAACCACUAACACCUCAACACCAUGCAGAUUGGUGGUGCAGAGGCAACGGCCCUUGCAUAACACCAUGUUUUCAAAGAGCUCCUGAAUACCGUGCAACUUUACGCAGGACUUCCCUUUCCAAUUUUAUCACUGGUGCUCUACUAGAAGCAACCACGUCACUGGGAGCUAGAAGUGGUACUCUAAAUGUUUUAGGAGGAUCAACUGGAAAGACCAUGCUCAAAGAACGACAGUUGAGCUCAUCUAUGGCUGGAUCAAAUGUCCUUGCUUCCACUGUAGCUGGUGUCAGUAAAGAGCUUGUAGAACUUCAACAUCUCAUUCAGUUUCCAGAGGAGGUUGCUAGUAUUCUGACCGAGCAGGAGCAGGAUCUCUACAGAAAAGUACUGCCAAUCGACUACCUCUGCUUCUUAACAAGAGAUUUGGGGAAUGCUGAAUGCCAGAGCAAACUAUCAACUCUUAAGGCUUCUAUUUCUGCAACUCUUCUUUCUGCCCCAAAUGAGGAACACAAUGCUGUUGAAGAUUUGGUCACAAGAUUCAACGAGGUGAGCUCUUGGGUGACAUGGCUGAUUCUGACUGCUGGGUCUAUGGAGGAAAAGCGAGAAGUCUUCUCCUAUGUGGUACAUGUGGCAAAAUGCUGCUGGAACAUGGGCAACUACAACGCUGUCAUGGAGUUCUUGGCAGGCCUAAGGUCAAGAAAAGUUUUAAAAAUGUGGCAAUUCAUGGACCAGUCUGAUAUUGAAACAAUGAGAAGUUUGAAAGAUGCAAUGGCGCAACACGAAUCAUCAUCUGAAUAUAGAAAAGUUGUCAACAGAGCUCUGAAUAUCCCAGGCUGUAAAGUUGUUCCUUUCUGUGGUGUAUUUUUAAAAGAACUCUGUGAAGUUUUGGAUGGGACUGCAAGCCUAAUCAGACUUUGUCCUCAGUAUAACUCUCAGGAUGAAACACUGGAGUUUGUUGCAGAAUACAAUGGGCAAGACAACUAUUUACAACGGAUAGGUCCAGACGGCUUACACAAUACAGAAAAAGAAUCAACAGCUAACUACAUCUUUCAAACCAUUCGGAGUUGUAAUCGUAGCUUGGAAUCUGAAGAUGGAGAAGAUAAUUUCAUCGACUAUGAAAAUGGAAAUUCCAGAAAAAAUUCUUUGAAGGACAGAAACCGCUAUCAGUUUCUAACAGGAGAUCUGUCAGAUUCUGAAAGUGACAUAUUUGAGCAGUUCAAAGAAUGGACUACCCAGGCAGCUGAAGAGCAGCAGCAAGCUUUUAGUCAUGGGAUAGAACUUAUUCCCUGGUAUGUGCUGUCAAUCAGAGCUGACAUCCACCAGUUCAUGCUGCAAGGUGCAACAGUCAUACAUUAUGACCAAGAGACACACAUUUCAGCACGGUGCUUCCUUCAGCUUCAGCCUGACAGUAGUACGUUGACGUGGGUGAAACCCACCACUGCUUGCACUGCAAAUUCUAAAGUGAAACUGAGCAUGCUGGGUAGCACAGCUGACCUUGGGAAGUUUCAGUUUCUUGGCAAUACUGGAUUAAAUGGACUUGUGGAGGGUUGCCUAGACUUGUUCUCCACCAAGGCUGUGUACAUGGGGCAUUCUGGCAUUGAUAUGCAUGCUGUGUGUGUUCAGAACAAACUUUGCAACAUGUCCCUUAAAGAAAAUGGUGUGACACUAUUAUACGGUCUUCAAACUACUGAAAAUAAGUUGUUGCACUUCGUUGCUCCAAAAUAUACUGCUAAAAUGCUCUUUGAUGGAUUGCUGGAAUUAAUGAAUGCUAUCAGAAAGAUGAAGAGAUUUCCUGAUCAGAGAUUGCAGUGGCUGCGGAAACAAUAUGUCAGCCUCUACCAGGAGGACGGUCGAUAUGAAGGCCCAACGUUGGCUCAAGCCGUUGAAUUGUUUGGAGGGAGGCGCUGGAGUACAAGAAAUACAAGCCCAGGAAGCCUGACAAAAACCGUAGAGAAGCCAAGCGUGCAGAGAAACAACACACUAGGAAUCAGCACAGCUAAGAAAAAGAAGAAAGUACUCAUGAGGGGUGAAAGUGGAGAUGGCACUGAUGAUGAAAUGGCAACCCGAAAAGCAAGACCUUUUAAGGAAAAUCGGAGUAGAAGUGGUUCAGACCCUCAGGAUAUUGAUGAGCAGGAGGAAGCAGAACCAACUCUCCUGGUUACUUUUCCUGCUACCAACACUCUGCCUUCCAGAAGAACACAAUCCCUGGUUACCUCAGUACCACCUAAUGUAACACCUGGGGUCUCGUCACCUGUCAGGCCGGCGUCUUCUCCUGUGAUGUCAUCAUCAAUAAAAGGUCAAUCCAGCACGUGGAGCAGCAGCAGCUGGCAUGGAAGAGGAAAAGGGGGACUGAAGGGCUUCCAAACCUGCAUGGUUUCCGAUAGCAACAUGAGUUUUGUUGAGUUUGUAGAGCUCUUCAAGUCUUUCAGCGUUCGAAGCCGCAAGGAUCUGAAGGAUCUUUUCGACAUAUACGCUGUGCCCUGCAAUCGACUGGGUUCUGAUUCCGUUCCACUGUAUACCUCUCUGAAGAUUGAUGAGAACACAAAUGGACUUCAGCCAGAUUUAGAUUUACUGACUAGGAACAUAUCUGAUUUGGGCUUGUUCAUUAAGAGCAGACAGCAGCUAUCGGACAACCAGAGACAAAUUUCUGACGCUAUUGCUGCCGCAAGCAUUGUUACUAAUGGCACUGGAGUAGAGAGCACAUCUCUGGGGAUAUUUGGAGUGGGCAUCCAGCAACUCAAUGACUUCUUAGUAAAUUGCCAAGGAGAACACUACACAUAUGAUGAAAUCCUCAGUAUUAUUCAGAAGUUUGAACCCAGCAUCAACAUGUGCCAGCAGGGACUGAUGUCUUUUGAAGGAUUUGCACGGUUUUUGAUGGACAAAGAUAAUUUUGCAUCCAUGAACAACGAGUCUCAAGAGAAUGUUGAAGAUUUGCUGUUCCCUCUGUCAUAUUACUACAUUGAGUCUUCACACAAUACGUAUCUCACAGGACACCAGCUUAAAGGAGAAUCCUCAGUAGAACUUUACAGCCAGGUUCUGUUGCAAGGCUGUCGGAGUGUGGAAUUAGACUGCUGGGAUGGUGAUGAUGGAAUGCCUGUAAUUUAUCAUGGCCACACACUAACUACGAAGAUUCCUUUUAAGGAAGUUGUCGAAGCUAUCGAUCGCAAUGCUUUCAUCACCUCAGACAUGCCCGUCGUCAUAUCGAUUGAGAACCACUGUUCCUUGCCACAGCAGCGAAAGAUGGCCGACAUUUUCAAGAAUACGUUUGAAGAAAAGCUGGUGACUAAAUUCUUGUUUGAAAGCGAUUUUUCCGACGACCCAAUGUUACCUUCUCCCCACCAACUGCGAAGAAAGAUUCUGCUUAAAAACAAAAAGCUCAAAGCUCAUCAGACUCCAGUGGAUAUAUUAAAACAGAAGGCUCAUCAGUUGGCAUACAUGCAAGCUCAGGCGAACAACGGUGGUAAUGUGGGGAACCCCUCCACUGCUAACGAAGAAGAAGAAGACGAAGAAGAUGAAUAUGACUAUGACUAUGAGUCUCUGUCUGAUGCUGAUGUCCUUAAUGCUUCUCCUGCUCCUAACAGCCAGGAAGAUAACAUUUUGGAAGACCGACCUGAGAAUAAGUUAACCAUAGAUAAGCUUCAAUUUGAAUAUAGCGAAGAAACUGCAAAGAGAAUAAAGAAAGCAGAAAGCGCUAUAUACAACAACAAAGGAAAGGUUUAUGACAUGGAAUUAGGGGAAGAAUUUUAUCUUUCUCAAAAUAAAAAAGAAAGCAGACAAAUAGCACCAGAAUUGUCAGAUCUUGUCAUCUACUGCCAAGCUGUGAAAUUUCCUGGUCUGUCAACUCUAAAUCCAUCUGGCUCUAGCAGAGGAAAGGAAAGAAAGAGCAGGAAGUCCAUUUUUGGCAACAAUCCUGGAAGGCUGAGCCCAGGGGAGCCAGCAAUGCUUGCCAAAGCAUCUGGAAAAGGUGGCUUUGACAGUGCACGGCAGAUCUGGGAAGAGCCCUUUUCACCUGCUCUUAGCCCAACAACUUCUCUCAGUUCUAUAAUAAGGACACCUAGGUGUUACCAUAUCUCCUCUUUGAAUGAAAAUGCUGCCAAACGCUUGUGCAGGCGAUAUUCUCAGAAGCUGAUACAACAUACCACCUGCCAGCUGCUGAGGACAUACCCGGCUGCUACCCGCAUUGACUCAUCCAAUCCUCAUCCCCUUCUGUUCUGGUUACAUGGGGUACAGCUGGUGGCACUCAACUACCAAACGGAUGAUCUCCCUCUUCACUUAAAUGCAGCAAUGUUUGAAGCAAAUGGUGGCUGUGGGUAUGUUAUGAAACCACCUGUUUUGUGGGAUAAGAACUGUCCAAUGUAUCAACACUUUUGUCCUUUAGAGCGAGAUUUGGACAAUAUGGAGCCAGCUAUUUACUCAUUGACAAUUGUGUCUGGACAGAAUGUUUGUCCUAGCAACAGCACAGGAAGCCCUUGCAUUGAAGUUGAUGUGCUUGGGAUUCCGCUGGAUAGCUGCCAUUUCCGCACUAAGCCCAUUCAUCGCAAUACUCUCAACCCCAUGUGGAAUGAGCAGUUCCUUUUCCGGAUUCACUUUGAAGAUCUAGUCUUCCUUCGUUUUGCUGUUGUUGAAAAUAAUUCUUCAGCUGUGAUGGCUCAAAGAAUCAUUCCGCUGAAGGCUUUAAAAAGAGGAUACAGGCAUCUGCAGCUACGAAGCCUGCACAAUGAAGCACUAGAAAUCUCGAGUUUGUUUAUUAACAGUCGAAGAAUGGAAGAGAAUCCUUCUGGAAACAUGGUGCCAGCUUCUUUGCGGUUCAGUACUGCAGAGAGGAGAGAGGCUGCAGUGUACAAAGUCACUAUACAUGGAGUUCCAGGACCAGAACCUUUCACGCUUUUUACGAUAAGGCAAGGAACCACAGCAGCUCAGCUUUUGCAUCAAAUUUUGGCGACUACAAAAGGUAUUGGACAGUAUCCCACAGACUAUUUUUUGAUGGAGGAGAAAUGCUUUAUAUCUAAAGAAAGAAAUGAGUACAGGAAGCCGCCAUUCCAAAGAGUGCUCAGUCCUGAGGAAGAGAUUGUCCAGCUUUUGAACAGCUGGUUCCCAGAAGAAGGCUACGUCGGAAGAAUUAUCUUUAAAACCCGCGAGGAAAGCUUAAACAACAGAAAUCUUUUUCUGGAGGAGAAAGAUGAUGCAACUGCUAGCUCCGAGGAUGACAGCUUUUUUGUUCAAGUUCAUGACGUUUCCCCAGAGCAACCUCGUACAGUCAUCAAAGCAUCUCGCUUCAGUACAGCCCAGGAUGUCAUCCAACAGACUUUAUGCAAGGCUAAGUAUUCCUACAGUAUUCUGAACCACCCCAACCCAAGUGAUUAUGUUCUCUUGGAGGAAGUGACAAAGGAGGCAGCAAACAAGAAGUCUUCUACACCCAAAAUGUCUCGGAGGAUCCUUGCCGACCAAGAGUGUGUGUUUCAGGCUCAAAACAGGUGGAAGGGAGCUGGGAAAUUUAUCCUUAAGCUUAAAGAACAAGUCCAAGCAGGUCGAGAUGAUAAAAGAAAAGGUAUUUCAUUUGCUAAUGAGUUUAAGAAAUUAACUAAAUCAAGUAAGCAGUACAGGGGCUUUAUAACCACAUCUCUACAAACGUCUUCAGAGGGUCUGCAAAGUAAAGAUGACAAGACUGCAUGCAGUUUGACUUACAGCGACACGAUGGAAUAACCUCCAGAGAUUUGUAUUCAGGAAAUGACAAAGGCCUUGAGACAAAAGCUGCAGUGAAGUUGAUAGAAAAUGAUGAUGGAUUCACUCCCUCAGCUUCUUUGCGCAGUCUUGCUUUGGGGGGAAAUGGGGGUGUAACUGGAACGUGUCUAAAUACGAGACAAACCUUCGUACCGUGGAGCAAGUCACUGCUAAGGAACUGGCUGGCCCAGCUGAAUCUCUGCUACCAGUGCAGGUGCAAUCUAGUUGCUGCUUCUGCUGGCAAGAGCCAAUUCUGUGAACAGUGGAGGAAGUUAUAUUUUUGAGGCUUUGGAAGAAUACCCUGGAAGCAUUGAAAACUGUUCCUGCUUAUGUCUUCAUAUUCACUACCUUUGGACAAGAGGGAAAGUAAGCACCUCAUAUUGUCCAUUGCAAGCAGAAAUCUGCCUUUUUAGAAAAAAAAUAAUUUAAUUAGGCAUCUUAAGGGAAAAUGAAAGUUGAGGAUGUUCUGUAGUGUGUUACAUAACAAUAAUGCACUUUUUAAAAGCGGCUUCUAAACACACUUUUAGGUGGUUGUAGGCAGAUAAAUGUACAUUGUAAUUCAUAGAUUUCAGUAUGGUGAAUAUAAAAGUUAUGAUUUGUCAGUGUACAGCUGUAAGUAUACCUAUUUUAAUAGCGAUACUGAUUAGGAGCAACAUUUCGUCAUGCAAUGUAUUCUAGUUUUUGUUUUUUUAAAAUGAUUAUUUAUUUUAAUAUUCUAAGGUAUGUGCCACUGUAUAAUGUAUUUAUCAUGCCUUGCUUUACAGAAAAUUAUAUGUAUCUCUGUUUAGAGAAGAUAAGCAUUAUAAUGAUAAGUACAUUCAGGAAACAUAAUCUGUAUGUUCACUAUCAAUUCACUAUUAUAAAGAUGUUUUGAGAGAAAUUAACAGCUUGAAGUUUUUUCUAUCUAAAUUGUUAACAUUGAAUAUAUAUUCGUUCUUACCAUAGCUGGCAACCUUAUUUAAGAAAUUUAAACCUAAAACAUACUAGUGUGUUCAUUUUCAGUAUAAACCUUGCAAUUUCUGUUUACAUAAAAGUAUUUGUAAAGAUUUGUA
This is a messenger RNA of Lacerta agilis (Sand lizard), 8323 nucleotides long. RefSeq names its product phospholipase C epsilon 1 (gene PLCE1). Bases 543 to 7253 code for a protein of 2236 amino acids. Gene Ontology annotation, molecular function: guanyl-nucleotide exchange factor activity; phosphatidylinositol-4,5-bisphosphate phospholipase C activity. The record is from RefSeq and is a predicted model, not a curated record. Gene Ontology annotation, biological process: phosphatidylinositol-mediated signaling; lipid metabolic process; small GTPase-mediated signal transduction. Lineage: Eukaryota; Metazoa; Chordata; Lepidosauria; Squamata; Lacertidae. The transcript has 33 exons.